Botrytis cinerea B05.10 is the source of this 1678-nucleotide messenger RNA. RefSeq names its product Bcarx1 (gene Bcarx1). NCBI's taxonomy places the organism in Eukaryota, Fungi, Ascomycota, Leotiomycetes, Helotiales, Sclerotiniaceae. Bases 142 to 1347 code for a protein of 401 amino acids. The record is from RefSeq and is a predicted model, not a curated record. The transcript is spliced from 4 exons.
GGAUCCUCUACCUUUGACUUUUAACUUGUGAGGGGAAAAUAAGAAAACAUUGUUUUUGCAUUUCUAAACUUUACAACAACAACAACAAAUCUCAAUCCCAUCUCUUUGCAUAUUUCAGCAUCUCACAAGAAUAUCGCAAUUAUGGCCGAUAAGAAGGAAGAACCCCAAGAGAUUGAUUACUCUCUCAACAACCCCGACACCCUCACCAAAUACAAGAAUGCUGCUACAAUCUCCCAAAAGGUUUUGAAGGAUGUUACUGCCUUGUGUGUGGCUGGUGAGAAAAUUGUGACCAUUUGCGAGAAGGGUGACAAGCUUCUCGAGGAAGAGAUCGCAAAGGUUUACCGAGGAAAGAAGAUGGUCAAGGGUAUUGCCCAUCCAACCACCGUUUCUCCUUCAGCUUUCGUAACACCUUAUACCCCUCUUACCUCGGACGAAGCCGAAGCAAGCGUUGUUCUCAAAGAAGGCGAAGCUAUCAAGAUUCAACUCGGUGCACAAAUCGAUGGAUUUGGAACAAUUGUUUGUGAUACCAUUGUCAUUCCUUCUGCCGACCACGCAAACGGAGAGAUCAGUGGAAGAGAUGCGGACCUUUUGUUGGCGACACACUACGCAAACGAGCUUUUGUUACGUUUAAUGGUUCCCCCUGGAUUGGUUCCAGUUGGUACAGAGGAGGAGCAAAAGAAGGCAGCAGCUAUCAAAGCUCCUACUCAAGCUAAGAUUACCAGCUUACUCGAGAAGUUGGUUAAGAGUUACGACUGUAACUUGGUCGAGCACACCACCUCUUGGCAAUUCGAGCGCAACGAAAUUGAAGGAAAGAAGAAGAUCAUUCUUGCUCCAGGAGACGGUACAAGAGGUGAUGGUACCCCAGAUGUUGGCGAGGUUUGGGGUGUCGAGAUGGGCGUUUCUCUUGGCUCUGGAAAGAUUAAGAACUUCGAGAACAGAACCACUCUUCAUCGUCGUACCAACCUUACAUACGCCUUGAAGCGACCAAGUUCCAGAGCGAUUAUGAAUGAGGUUGUGAAGAAGUUCGGCACCUUCCCAUUCAGUUUGAGACAAUUAGAAUCCGAACGGGAUGCUAAGGUCGGUGUUGUCGAGUGUGUACGUGGAAACGUUUUCAGACAAUACGAAGUUGUUGGAGACAAGGACAGCGAGGCAGUCGGAAGAUUAUUGACCACAAUUGCAAUUACCAAAAACGGUUUACAAAAGAUUGCCUCGCCACCCGAGCCAGAUCUUAGCAAGUUCAAGACUGAUAAGAAGAUCACCGACGAAGAGAUCCUUAAGAUUUUGGAGCAACCUUUGGCCAAGGAUAAGAAGAAGAAGGCUGCUAAGAAGCCUGCUGCAACAGAGUAAAUAGGUAGAUCGAGAACGCGCACGUGAUGGGACAGAGGUGACAAUUGAAUCAAUUGAAAGUUACCAAACGAUGUGUUUCAUGAAUUACUUUGAAUGUCUGCUCUUCUCAUAUUUACGUAUCUUGCUGCCGACACUGCUUCAUAAAGGCUUGUCAAGCAUUUCACUGUUCUUACCUCAUUCAUUGUUGUCAUUGGGAAGAGCGAGUGAUGUUAUGUUGUAACUCGGGUCUGCAUCCCAUAGGAAGAUUCAUCAGGCAGUUGGAAACUUCUCAAACCCAGAGAUAUGCAGCAAUUAUAUGAGUAUCGAAAUAACGGUGCAAGUGAAUUCAAUC